ACCCACAGCAAGAGAGAGAGAUGGGAGAUUCCGUUCUUUUUAGCCAGCCAUGGCCCACACCCCUCCCUUUUCUCAUCUUUCUCUCUUUUUCUCUCGCCAGCUUCUUAUUUGUGGAGUUUGAUAUUUUUCUUCGUCGUAUGUGUUAAAAGGGGAAGCCGUUUCCCAGACAGACGUGCAGAGCAACGCGGCACUGUAUCUCUUCUUCUUUCUGGCGAUUCUCUUCUUCUUCCUCCUCCUCCUCCUCCUUUUCCUCUUCUGUUUCCACUUGACAGCAGAUACUUUGAUUCGGAUCAAGGAAAAAAACUUGAAAAAUACAUCUCUGAAGAAGUUUACGCAGACAGCCGCACCGAAGUUUCUCCUGAUCUGUGUAGGUGCGGUGGUAAUGGUGUCUCGGACUUUCUGGGACGAGAGCUUUCUGUUCGACAUUCUAAUGCGACUCCCCAUCUUUUCUGCAACUUCCUUUCCCUGAAACGAAAUCUCGAUUUGUGAACUUUCAAAACGCGGAACAGACAGUUAUUUUGAGCCGAGGCGUCCCAUUUUGAUCUAGCCAGUAGCUACCUCGCUUCUCACCUCUCUCUCUCUCUCUCUCUCCACACUUUUCUCCGACAUUGUUAACCUUCAUCGUGGUGUUCACGUUUUGCUUUGGCUUCAUCAAUCCCCGUUGGCCACAACCCAACAUUUUCUAUUUCCAAAAGAACGGUUCUGUAAAGAACGGUUCUGUUUCUGCCACCGCCCCACCCCCACACUCCUCUACCUUGCAUUCUGGUAGGAAGAAGAGAUAACUCGAGAUAACUCUGACCUACUUCCUGCAUAUUGUAUUCGCCUGUGGUUCCUUCCCAUUCACGGCCUUCAGUCGCAAGAUAAGACGGUCAGAAGCUUCCCAUAACUUAACAAGUCCACCCUCGUACUCGGCGCUUAAAGAGAGCUACGGCUGGUUGUACUUUUAAUGCGAAGUGGUUGAGAGACGUGUUCGGUUGUUGCGUCCUCCUCUACCGUCUGCCCCUCUUGGUGGAACGCUGUGGCUCCGGGAAAGAAUGGUGGAAUUUGGCCAUUUUGCUAGCGGAAAGAUGAAAAAGGAGCGCAAAUGCAGGUCAUAUUCCUGGCCAAGGAUGGUGAUGAGAAAGUGGCUCAAUAUCAAAUCGGACGAGUUCCAUUCAGAUUCGCUAGGAGCCAACGCCUCCGUUCAUCCUUGUAUAAGCACGACAGAACGAAGGGCUAGCUGCUCCGACAUAGACCGAUGCGUCCUUCUCAAGAAGGAUUUGUUAGGAGGCUGGUACCUUGCUGCUCCAAAAUGCCAAGACUUGCCCAGGGCUGAACCACUGAUCCCGGGUACCGAGAACUUGAGGAUGUUCGUCGGCACUUGGAAUGUGGGAGGUAAUCCACCUCACGGCGGAUUGAAUCUCAGAGACUGGCUAGAAGCCCAAUUCCCCGCCGAUAUCUACGUACUCGGGUUUCAAGAAAUAGUGCCUUUAAACGCGGGGAACGUGUUAGGUGCGGAGGACCAUGGCCCUGCCAUGAGGUGGCUUUCACUAAUACGUCAGGCCCUGAAUGGACAUGAUGCGUCUCCACCGGCAGAGUCCAUGUCCCCUACCUUCAGCCUCUCCAACGAGGAAGGCGCCACAUUGACCGACCACCAUCGGACCCAGAAGCCCAGGGUCAGUUUCUCGGAUCUGCUGGCCAUGGAGAGUCAGAUGGAUGAGGAAGACGCGAAUUACCCAAAUUCCACUUGUUUGGAUGAAGAGUGUAGCGGGCUUGCGGAGUCUGCAUGGGAAAGGCACCACGGAGGGCGCUACUGCUUGGCCGCCAGCAAACAGAUGGUGGGUCUUUUCCUCUGCGUAUGGAUUCGCAGGGACCUGAGGCAACACAUUGGCAGCCUCAAAGUCUCAUGCGUUGGUCGGGGACUAAUGGGCUACAUGGGGAACAAGGGCUCGAUUUCAAUCAGUAUGACCUUUCAUCAAACUUCCUUCUGUUUUGUGUGUACACAUUUGACCUCUGGUGAGAAGGAAGGUGAUGAAACCCGAAGGAAUUCCGAUGUUAUUGAAAUCCUAAGGAAGACGAGGUUCCCUGUAUCUCGUAGACUUUCUGGACCUGCACCCUCCCCAGAUAGCAUUUUAGACCAUGAUAGAAUAAUCUGGCUCGGUGAUCUAAACUAUCGCCUAGCAUGCGGCUGUGAAGACACUCAGAAGUUGCUACAGAGGAAGGACUGGGACGUCCUGUUGGAGAAGGAUCAGCUGCGAAUAGAGCAAAAAGCGGGACGCGUGUUCAAAGGAUGGGAAGAAGGGAGGAUUUCCUUUGCGCCUACUUACAAGUACCUGGUCAAUUCAGACCGUUACGCCGUCGAGACCGCCAGAUCUAGGGAAAAGCGCCGGACUCCCGCUUGGUGCGACAGGAUUCUCUGGAAAGGCAAAGGCAUUCACCAGAUAUCCUACGGGCGAUGGGAGUCCAAGUUCUCAGACCACCGGCCGGUCAGCGCCCUCUUCUCGGUUCAGGCGGACACGAUCAACAGGACCAGGCUCGAGAAGCCGUGUAUCACUGGCAACGUCGCCUGCGGGAGGGUGGAAGCCGAGGAGCUGUUAAUGAGGUCAGAGAGCUGCAUGGGGAUGUCAAGGUGUUGAUCUUAGUUUGGCCUUUUGAGUGAACCUCCCUUCAGCUCAGGUUGGCUCCUUCCCUGUGCAGGUGGGCUCAUUUUGUGAAGCCAGUGGAUCCUUAAUAAGAGCUCCUUCCACUUUGACUAGGGGGUUGUGGAUCAUUAAGUUAAAAGGGGCUGAAGAGUCCAACAGCAAAAGCUAUACCUUUUGACGAGAACUGUUGGGGGCUGGCUGGGUCCGGUUUAACCACCACUUGCCCAUCAAAAGCAAAAUGGGGAGAAUGCCAUGGGGCAUGAUUAUGGGCAGAAAGCCUGGCCCUUCGUUUGCACAUAUUCGGCCACGCGGAGGUUGGUUCGAAGAGCAUACCUCCCUUUUGGCUGGCAGAGCGAGUGCUGUAUACUCUGGAGCAAAUACAUGAAAAGAAAAAAGAGGAAAAAGAACUUUUUUUGGAUGAUUAGUUAUUCUGACGAUAAAGUUUGGGCUAGCUGGUGGAAUCAUGAUACAGGAGAACAAGGUUGGUGCUGCUUGCAGAAGGGAACUACAGUCUGUCCUGCCAACGUCAUGCGUGGUUAUGGUGCCGCGCAAAUGGCCGAGUCAGAGAAGUUUCCUUUUAAUUUUUCUGAAGAAAGUGAUUGAGAUUGUUUUGUUUUUUCUUUUUCAGGUUGUAAAAUGGCCAAAUUGUUUUGGCUCGUGUUCAUAGCCAUAUACCUGUUUACAAUUCUUUUGGUUCUUCUUUUGUGUAGAAAUGAUAAUGAUUAAAAAGUU
Nymphaea colorata (pocket water lily) is the source of this 3353-nucleotide messenger RNA. RefSeq names its product type I inositol polyphosphate 5-phosphatase 8-like. The record is from RefSeq and is a predicted model, not a curated record. Gene Ontology annotation, molecular function: phosphatidylinositol-4,5-bisphosphate 5-phosphatase activity; phosphatidylinositol-3,4,5-trisphosphate 5-phosphatase activity; inositol-polyphosphate 5-phosphatase activity. Lineage: Eukaryota; Viridiplantae; Streptophyta; Magnoliopsida; Nymphaeales; Nymphaeaceae. Gene Ontology annotation, biological process: phosphatidylinositol dephosphorylation. The coding region runs from base 1035 to 2615 and encodes 526 amino acids. The transcript is spliced from 11 exons.